AUGCUGGGAGGCUUGGGGAAGCUGGCGGCUGAGGGCUUGGCCCACCGCACUGAGAAAGCCACUGAGGGAGCAGUUCAUGCAGUGGAGGAGGUGGUGAAGGAGGUGGUGGACAGCGUCAAGGAGGCUGGAGAGAAGGCCAUUAACGAUACCCUGAAGAAAACCCAAGAGUCAGGGGGCAGAAUGGUGAAGGAGAUGAGUGAGAAGGUGACCCACACUGUUACCGAUGCUGUUAACCAUGCCAUAGAAGGCCUGGGUAAUCUGGGGCAGUGA
Messenger RNA from Arvicola amphibius (Eurasian water vole), 270 nucleotides. It is a transcript of the gene Fam25a, whose product is annotated as family with sequence similarity 25 member A. The transcript is spliced from 3 exons. NCBI's taxonomy places the organism in Eukaryota, Metazoa, Chordata, Mammalia, Rodentia, Cricetidae. The record is from RefSeq and is a predicted model, not a curated record. The coding region runs from base 1 to 270 and encodes 89 amino acids.